Messenger RNA from Leptopilina heterotoma, 1302 nucleotides. RefSeq names its product neprilysin-3-like. Gene Ontology annotation, cellular component: plasma membrane. The record is from RefSeq and is a predicted model, not a curated record. Gene Ontology annotation, molecular function: metalloendopeptidase activity. Gene Ontology annotation, biological process: protein processing. Bases 3 to 1112 code for a protein of 369 amino acids. The transcript has 10 exons. Lineage: Eukaryota; Metazoa; Arthropoda; Insecta; Hymenoptera; Figitidae.
ACAUGAUGUUCAAUUUUGAGCAUCAUAACGACUUAUGGUUUUACUUUUUUGAUAGACAAAUAGAAUCGCCUAAUGAUUAUAGAGCAUUUAAGUGCAUAUUCACGAUGCCAAUGAUAGAAGGUGUUGUCAACAUUUUAAUGAAUAAGAAAGAAUUUAAGGCAAAGGAACAUUUUGUUAGAAAACAAUUUAAUUACAUAAAAGAAAAAAUGAAAGAAGAAUUUCAAAACAGUUGGUUAAAUGAUACUUUGAAAGAAUUGGUAAUACAAGAAAUAGAAAAUGUAAAUCUAGAGAUCCGUGUAACCAACAAAAUAAAACAUCAAUUAACGUUAGAAAAAAAAGUUUUUUCAUACGAUUUCACUAUUACUUCUAAUGCUAUGCAAAAUUAUAUUAAUUUUAAAAAAGCUCAAGCAGAUCGCAUGGUUAAAUUAUAUUUAGAAAAUAUGAAUUUAAUAACGUCUAAUCAUGGAAGAAAGAAAAGAAAAGUAACAGUGGAUGCAGAAUACAUUGUGCCGGAAAAUAAAAUAAUGAUAGAGCCAACAAAUUUGUAUACUCCAUUCGUUUAUAUAAAGGCUCCACUUGCAUUCAAUUUUGGAAAAAUUGGACAUUUAAUUGCUCAUGAAUUGUCUCAUGCAGUAUGUUUUACAAAAGUUUUGCCACAAGACAGUGUUUAUUUUGAAAGUCCAUCUAUUGCACUCAACUUUGAUAAAAAUACCAAAUGUUUGUUCAAUCAGUACAAUAAGCAGAAUGUUGACGGUUUAAUAACCUUGAAGGAAAAUUAUGCUGAUAAUCUUGGAAUAAAAGUGGCAUAUAAUGCAAUGAGAUAUAUAAUAAAUAAUAAUUUAAUGUCAGAAAAACUGAACACCCUACCGGAUUUUCAAGUAUAUACAUCUAAACAAUUGUUCUUUCUUUCCUAUGCAAAUAUGCACUGUAGGACCUCUAAUAAUAAUUAUGUGCAUUCACCUGAAGCUGCAAGAGUCAACGUACCUUUAAUGAAUAUGAAGGAAUUUGCAGAGGCUUUUUAUUGCCCAGAAGGGAGUCCUAUGAAUCCAAUUGAAAAAUGUGACUUCUGGAAGAAUGAAUAUACAAAUAAUCAAAAUUAUAUUUCUUCAUAAAUACAUCUGGCUGUUUGGAUAAUAUUUAGAAAUCGUAAAAUCUUCUUAUUUAGAAAUAAACUUUUUGUACAUGUUUCCUUAAGAAACAAAUGAUAAUUUUGUUAUUCAACUGAUUACCAACUCUACACUUUUUUUUAUUGAACUUGUAAAAGUAUAAGAUUGGAGGUAAUCAGCCCUUUCUGGAUGAAUA